AAGCUUCGCACUCUGUUUUCUUGUUUGACGAGAUUUUGCAGAGAUGGCGAGAACAGAGAAACUUCUUCAGAUGGUGAAGAUAUCAACGAUACUUAUGAUGAUUAUGGUUUUAGUUUUAUCAAUGGUGAUGACGAUGGCCGAGUCUUCGAGAUCAGUUGACGAUUCUGAGAUCUUAAGAAGACACUUGCUCGCUAAUGGCCUCGGCGUCACUCCUCCCAUGGGGUGGAAUAGCUGGAACCAUUUCAGCUGCAACAUAGAUGAGAGGAUGAUCAAAGAAACUGCUGAUGCUUUGGUUACCACUGGCCUCUCUAAGCUUGGUUACAACUAUGUUAACAUCGAUGAUUGCUGGGCUGAAAUUGCUCGUGACAACAAGGGAAGUCUGGUGCCAAAGAAGUCAACUUUCCCUUCUGGUAUUAAAGCGCUUGCGGAUUAUGUCCACAGCAAAGGCCUUAAGCUUGGGAUUUACUCAGAUGCCGGGUAUUUUACCUGCAGCAAAACCAUGCCAGGUUCUUUAGGCCAUGAGGAGCAUGAUGCCAAGACCUUUGCAGAAUGGGGAAUUGAUUACUUGAAGUAUGACAACUGCAACAACGAUGGCUCUAAACCAACUGUCAGGUAUCCAGUGAUGACCCGAGCUCUGAUGAAAUCUGGCCGCCCCAUCUUCCACUCCUUGUGUGAAUGGGGAGAUAUGCAUCCAGCUCUAUGGGGAUCUCCAGUAGGCAACAGUUGGAGAACCACUAAUGACAUCAAAGAUAACUGGCUGAGUAUGAUCUCAAUAGCAGACAUGAAUGAAGUCUACGCUGAGCAUGCAAGGCCUGGUGGCUGGAACGACCCGGAUAUGCUUGAAGUGGGUAAUGGAGGAAUGACGAAAGAGGAGUACAUAGUCCAUUUCAGCAUAUGGGCAAUUUCAAAGGCUCCUCUUCUACUUGGUUGUGACAUAAGAAACAUGACCAAAGAAACAAUGGAGAUUGUCGCAAACAAGGAAGUCAUUGCUAUAAAUCAAGAUCCACACGGUGUUCAGGCCAAGAAGGUUAGAAUGGAAGGCGAUAUCGAGGUUUGGGCAGGACCAUUGUCAGGUUACAGAGUAGCUUUGCUUCUGUUGAACCGUGGACCAUCGCGAAAUUCGAUCACUGCUCUUUGGGAUGAUAUUGAGAUCCCUGCAAACAGCAUAGUUCAAGCCAGAGAUCUAUGGGAGCACAAGACAUUGAAGCAAAAGUUUGUAGGGAACUUGACAGCAACAGUGGAUUCUCAUGCGUGUAAGCUGUAUGUUCUCAAACCUGUUGCGUGAAAUAUAUCUAUAGAGAGACGGAGAGAGUUAGUGUGGCUACCCUGUAUUCUCCAAUUAUUGUGUAAAAAACAAUAAGGGUGCGUCUCAAAUUGUGUUUCCACAGAUGUGUCUCCAAAAAAGUGCUCUAUUUUCACAAAUUGCUAAAGAUCAUUUACUGAUCUAA
This is a messenger RNA of Capsella rubella, 1448 nucleotides long. RefSeq names its product alpha-galactosidase 1. Lineage: Eukaryota; Viridiplantae; Streptophyta; Magnoliopsida; Brassicales; Brassicaceae. The record is from RefSeq and is a predicted model, not a curated record. The coding region runs from base 44 to 1285 and encodes 413 amino acids. The transcript is spliced from 15 exons. Gene Ontology annotation, biological process: carbohydrate metabolic process. Gene Ontology annotation, molecular function: hydrolase activity, hydrolyzing O-glycosyl compounds.